Molecule: messenger RNA, 2943 nt
Organism: Arabidopsis lyrata subsp. lyrata
Lineage: Eukaryota; Viridiplantae; Streptophyta; Magnoliopsida; Brassicales; Brassicaceae
Product: probable disease resistance protein RXW24L
Exons: 3
Coding region: 1-2919 (972 amino acids)
Biological process (GO): defense response to other organism
Molecular function (GO): ADP binding
Source: RefSeq, a predicted model, not a curated record
AUGGAGCUAAUAUCAAGGCCAAUGAAUAGCGUGAGAAGACUCUGUAAAGUUUGUAAGAAGAGAAACCACAAUGAAGGAGCCAUUAUGGUUGGGGACCAAAUUAUAGCAUUUGGAGUACAAAAGCUCUUGGAGCUACUGUCCCAAGAAUACGAGAAAUUUCAGGGAGUUAAUGAUCAAGUUACUGAUUUAAAACGUGAUCUAAGUUUGUUAAGCUCUUUCCUAAAAGAUGCAGAUGCAAAGAAACAUACAAGCGCGGUGGUGAAAACUUGUGUUCACGAUAUAAAUGAAAUUAUCUAUGAUGCAGAGGAUAUAAUCGAAACCUUUCUUUUGAAUGAAGAAAUCGGAAAAACAAGCUUCGGAAAGCGUGUAAGAAAAUUUGCUUUCACUAUAGUGGAUCGUGGGAAAGUUGCGUCUAAUAUUGGAGGCAUAAGUAAGAGGAUUUCCAAAGUGAUUCGAACUAUGAAAAGUUUUGGAGUACACGAGAUGAUUGUUGAUGGUAGCCGUUAUUCACAUACCCUACAAGAAAGACAAAGGGAGAUGCGACAAGAAUUUGCUAGGGGUUACGAAAGCAAUUUUGUGGGGCUAGAAACAAAGGUAAAGAAAUUGGUUGGAUAUUUCGUGGAGGAAGAUAACAUUCAAGUUGUUUCUAUAACUGGGAUGGGUGGUGUUGGUAAAACCACUCUUGCCAGACAAGUUUUUCAUCAUGAGAUGGUUAAACAUAAGUUUGAUGGACUCGCAUGGGUGCCUGUUUCACAAGAGUUUACCCGGAAGCAUUUGUGGCAAACAAUCUUGCGGGAACUUAAACCCCAUGUAGAGAAAAAUAAAAUCUUGGAGAUGACAGAAUCAAUGCUCCAAGACGAACUAUUUCGUUUCUUGGAAUCAUCUAAAUCAUUGAUUGUGCUAGAUGACAUAUGGAAAGAAGAAGAUUGGGACCGAAUCAAGCAAAUAUUUCCACCGGGAAAAGGUGACCUUUUUAUGGUGCUUAGUAAAAAGAAAGAUGAUAACAAGUCAUACUCAUUAUGCACUUUGUGUUUGGAGAUUAUGAAAGGAACAUAUUUUUUUACAGGUUGGAAGGUGCUACUUACUUCUCGGAAUGAGAGUGUCGCAGUACGCGGUGAUACAACAUUUAUCAACUUUAAAUCACAAUGCCUAAGUACUGAAGAGAGUUGGACACUUCUUCAACUAAUAGCAUUUCCAAAGAAAGAUGCAUCCGAAUUUAUGGUUGAUGAGGAAAUGGAAGAGAUGGGUAAGGAAAUGAUAAAACAUUGUGGGGGGUUACCUUUGGCUAUCAAAGUGUUAGGAGGUUUUUUAGCUGCAAAAUAUACAAUUCAUGAUUGGAAAAGAGUAUUUAAGGAUAUUGGAUCUGGUAGCAUGGGAAGAACCAAUUUAAAUGACGAUAACAACAGUUUGGUAUACCAUGUAUUGUCUAUGAGCUUUGAAGAGUUGCCUAGUUAUUUGAAGCAUUGCUUCCUCUACCUAGCCUAUUUUCCCGAAGAUGAUGAAAUAGAUGUGUCAACUUUGUCAUAUUAUUGGGCUGCAGAAGGAAUACUCAAACCUAGGAAAUAUGAUGGAGAGACCAUUCGAGAUGUUGGAGACAGCUACAUAGACGAGUUGGUGAGGAGGAAUAUGGUUAUUUCUGAAAGAGAUAGUAGGACUUCGAGAUUUGAAACUUGUAAAUUGCAUGACACUAUGAGAGAACUCUGUUUGUUAAAAGCCAAAGAGGAGAACUUCCUACAAAUUGCCGGUACCCGCUCCCCGAUCGUAGACUCUCAAUCUCCUUGUAGAUCUCGUAGGCUUGUGUGCCAAUCUCCUACUAACUUACAUGUUGAGAGAGACAUAAAUAAUUGUAAACUUCGAUCUCUCCUUAUUGUCUUGGAUUUCUAUGGUGAAAGUUGGAUGCUAUCAGGUUCAAGCUUUAAGAGAUUAGAACUUCUCAGGGUGUUAGAUCUCUAUAAAGCGGAGUUUCAAGGAGGGAAGUUGCCUAAGGACAUUGGAAAGCUCAUCCACUUAAAAUACUUAAGCUUAAGAGAGGCUAAGGUAUCUCAUCUACCUUCUUCUCUAGGAGACCUAAUUUUGCUGAUCUAUCUUAAUAUAAAUGUAUAUAUUGGCAUUGGCAAUAUGGAAUCUAUAAUUGUGCCAAAUGUUUUGAUGGGGAUGCAAGAAUUAAGAUACCUUGCAUUACCAACUUGUAUGAGUAAGGACACGAAGUUGGAAUUGAGUAAGCUAGUAAACUUGGAGACCUUGGAAGAAUUCACAACAGAGAACAUCAACAUAGAGGAUCUUCGUGGUAUGGUCAGGCUAAGGACUCUUGUGAUGACUUUAACUAGUGACACUACUGUGGAAACUCUAUAUGCAUCAAUAGGUGGACUUAGACACCUGGAAAAUCUUGAGGUAGCUGAUCACAGGUUUGACAGCAAGGAGGGACUUGUAUUGGAUUUCGUUCAUCUCAAAAAGUUGAGUUUGCGUAUGUAUAUGCAAGGGCUUCCUAGAAUACAACACCUCCCUUCUAACCUUACAACCAUAUCUCUAGACGGUUGUGGUUUGGUGGACGAUCCGAUGCCGAUUCUAGAGAAGCUGCUUCACUUAUAUGAGGUCAAAUUAAUUUAUAACUCUUUCUGUGGGAGGAGAAUGGUUUGCUCAGGGGGUGGAUUUCCUCGAUUACACAAGCUUAGAUUAUGUGGGUUAGAAAGGUUGGAAGAGUGGAUAGUAGAAGAAGGUAGUAUCCCCUUUAUUCAUACUGUGUCUAUUUGGGGUUGUCAAAAGUUAAAGCAGGUUCCGGUUGAGCUACUAUUCAUCACUUCUUUAAAUCAUCUGAAUAUGGAUAAGAUAUGGGAGGAGAGAUUUUUGGAAGGUGGUGAAGAUUACUACAAAGUCUUGCACAUUCCUUGUAUCACUUUCCGAGCAACCUACGACGAAUGAGGCUCUAUGCAGUAACACACUAUA